Carya illinoinensis is the source of this 2926-nucleotide messenger RNA. RefSeq lists its product as uncharacterized. The record is from RefSeq and is a predicted model, not a curated record. Lineage: Eukaryota; Viridiplantae; Streptophyta; Magnoliopsida; Fagales; Juglandaceae. The transcript is spliced from 3 exons. The coding region runs from base 281 to 2926 and encodes 881 amino acids.
GUAUAUCAUGGUGAUUGUAGAUGAUUUUUCAAGGUUCACAUGGAUAAUGCUCUUAAGAGAAAAAUCUGAAGCUUUUGAUCUUGCCAAAAAGCUGUUCAAGAAACUACAAAUAGAGAAGGAAGUUUCUAUCUCUAGAAUACGCAGUGAUCAUGGUCGAGAAUUUGAGAAUACUAAUUUUACUUCUUUUUGUGAUGAACAGGGAAUACACUAAGAAUUUUCUGCACCUAUCACUCCACAACAAAAUGGAGUGGUGGAAAGGAAAAAUAGAGCAAUCCAAGAAAUGGCACGAACAAUGUUAAGCAACAAGAAGAUGGCUUUAUAUUUUUGGGGAGAAGCUGUGAAUACAGCAAAUCAUAUCUUGAAUCGAGUGGUUCUAAGACCCGGCACCAAUCAAACACCUUACGGUUUGUGGAAAAAUAAAAGGCCUACGGUAAAGUAUUUCAGAAUUUUUGGUAGCAAGUGUUAUAUUCUAAAAGACAGAGAAAACAAUCAUAAAUUUGAAAGCAAAAGUGAUGAGGGAUUGUUUCUUGGCUAUUCCUCAAAUAGUAAGGCUUAUAGAGUUUACAACUUACGUACACAAACUGUUAUGGAAUCAAUUAACGUAGUUGUGGAUGACAUUUCAGCUGAAACUACCAUGAAGGAGCUUGAGAAUAUGAAGGAACUAGGGCAGACCAGUGGAGAAGACUUACAAGUGCAAAAUGAGGAAGAUAAUAUAAAGGAAACACCACAAAAUCCACAAAUCAAAGAACCUUCUUCAAGAAUAACUCAAAAUCAUCCUAAAGAAAACAUUCUCGGUGAGCUAGAAGAAGGUAUGAGACUUAGAAGAAGAGUACUAAAUCAGGUUUCUUUUGUGUGUUAUUUGUCACAGGUUGAACCCAAGAAAGUCGAAGAAGCACUAAAUGAUGAAAGUUGGGUCAACGCCAUGCAUGAAGAACUCCAUCAAUUUACUAGAAAUGAUGUAUGGGAGUUAGUUCCUAAACCAGAAAAUUCUAACAUAAUUGGGACUAAGUGGAUCUUUAAGAACAAAUCCGAUGAGCAUGGUACUAUUGUGAGAAAUAAAGCAAGGCUGGUUGCACAAGGUUACACACAAGUAGAAGGGAUUGAUUUUGAUGAAACAUUUGCUCCUGUGGCCCGGUUAGAAUCUGUUCGCAUUCUUCUAGCACUUGCCUGUCAUCUAGACUUCAAAUUAUAUCAAAUGGAUGUCAAGAGUGCCUUCCUAAAUGGAGUGUUACAAGAAGAGGUAUAUGUCAACCAACCAAAAGGAUUUGUUAACCAUCUCUACCCUGAAUAUGUCUACAGGUUGAAGAAGGCGCUGUAUGGACUGAAACAAGCACCUCGAGCUUGGUAUGAAAGAUUAACUGCCUACUUACUUGAUCAUGAUUUUGUUAGAGGACAAGCUGAUAGGACCUUAUUCAUAAGAAGAUCAGGUAAACAACUCUUAAUUGCUCAAAUAUAUGUUGAUGAUAUUGUUUUUGGAGCAACACUUGAAUCUCUUGCUUAUAACUUUGCAAAUGAAAUGAAAUCUGAAUUUGAGAUGAGUAUGAUUGGUGAGUUAAAUUUCUUCUUGGGUAUUCAAGUAAAACAAUGUAAAGAAGGAAUAUUUAUUUCACAAUCUAAAUAUGCAAGAGAGUUGAGCAUGUAUGGAAUUGCUUUCAAAAAUUUUCUGAUCUUAUGUGUUACUCCUCUUUGUGCAGCUCUCUUUAAGUGUACUAACCCUAUAGGUCUUUUUGGCAAAAUGAGAUUCAAAGAAAGGGCAAAACGCAAAAAGUUCACUACUCCGGUGCCAUCCGAGCACUCUUCAAGUGAGGAUGUCCCAUCACUUGAACCCAUGCAAUUAGGCGACACUUCUGCCCCUCCUCCAUCUCCAUCACCAUCGGUGCCUGUGCCCACAGAAGCACCUACUGAUCGCUUCACCUCCAUUGAAGCCGAAAAUGCCUAUAGAAAUACCUUUUCCAAGAGACCCGUCUUGGGUGAGCGGGAGGUAAGCAUCCAUGACUUUCCUUCGGAUGACUUCCAAAUUAUCCGCCAAAUAUUCAUUGAAAGAGGUUGGGAGAAGCUCACUCAUGCCCUUCCUACACCUUAUGUUGAGGUGGUCCGGGAAUUUUAUUCAAAUAUAGCCCACUUCAAUUUAGAUGAUCAUAGCAUCAUCUCUACUAUUCGUGGGAUUCAGAUUGAGGUAUCUCCUGCUAUUCUCCGCAAUCUAUUUACUCUUCUUGAGGUUGAAUCCCCUCUAUAUCCAUAUAAGGGCAUGGGAGCCCCAACCAAGACUGCAAUGCGCAAUCUAUUUGUUGGUGUCACUGGCCCCAAAUGGACUGCCAAGACACACCGACUGCCCCUUCACAAUAUGCUUCCUCAGUAUCGGCUUCUGGCCAAAAUUGUCUUGACCAAUUUCUGGCCCAUUAGUCGUCACACUGAAAUUUCUCUAGAAAGAGCUUAUUUUAUGUAUGCUCUUGCUACUGGUGUGUCUAUUGAUUUUCCACGACAUGUCAUUGAUAUUAUUCAUCGCUCACAUGUGGAAAAAGAGUUAAAUCUCCCCUUUGGAAGUCUAAUUACAAAAUUGGCCAUGAUUGCAAAAGUGCCCCUUCGAGCCAAUGAACCCACCAUGAAGCUGCCAGGGCCUAUUUCUGCCUUAACCGUGGUUAAAUCAGCAGCUGUCAUCACCAAGAAGCGCCCCCUUACUACUGAGUCAGCAUCCUCUCCACCUGAACCAUCCAUCCCCACCUCACAACUACUUGAGCAACUCACCUUGAUAUCUCAGAAGAUGGAUAGCUUCACAGCCAAGUGGGAGGCCAGUCAGUCCAAGUUGGAGCAACAAUUGGCUGCAGUACGCUCUGAUUGUGUACAAGCAAACGAUCGACUAGUUCAACUGUCCUUGGAUGUCCAACAAAUUAUGGCCAGCGUAGCAGAUUCUGACGAGGAAGUAUAG